AUGGUGGUUCGCUGCGUUCAUCAGCUCGUCAAUUCGCAUGCUAGCAACAUUCGUUCCGGUUGGCCAGUGAUCUUUGCUGUUUUUCAGCGUCUUGCGGCUACCAGCUCAGAUGAGGUAGUCAUUGAUCUUGCCUUCUCUGCUUGCCAGUUUGUGGUUCAGGAGGUUCUGCCUCUACACUUCUACAUCCUCGUUUCGGCAUUCCAA
Protopolystoma xenopodis is the source of this 204-nucleotide messenger RNA. The record is from the annotation of a GenBank genome assembly. NCBI's taxonomy places the organism in Eukaryota, Metazoa, Platyhelminthes, Monogenea, Polystomatidea, Polystomatidae.